This is a messenger RNA of Meleagris gallopavo (turkey), 2649 nucleotides long. The record is from RefSeq and is a predicted model, not a curated record. Lineage: Eukaryota; Metazoa; Chordata; Aves; Galliformes; Phasianidae.
CGGCAGCCCCACGAGGUGUUCGUGGAGCUGAACGAGCUGGUGCUGGACAAGAACCAGGAGCUGCAGUGGAAGGAGACGGCGCGCUGGAUCAAGUUUGAGGAGGACGUGGAGGAGGAGACGGACCGCUGGGGGAAACCUCACGUGGCCUCGCUGUCCUUCCGCAGCCUGCUGGAGCUGCGCAAGACGCUGUCCCACGGCGCCGUGCUGCUGGAUCUGGACCAGAAGACGCUGCCGGGCGUGGCCCACCAGGUGGUGGAGCAGAUGGUCAUCACCGACCAGAUCCGGGCUGAGGACCGCGCCAACGUGCUGCGUGCGCUGCUGCUCAAGCACAGCCACCCGAGCGACGAGAAGGAGUUCUCGUUCCCCCGGAACAUCUCAGCCGGCAGCCUGGGCUCGCUGCUGGUGCACCACCACAGCACCAACCACGUGGGUGAGGGCGGUGAGCCGGCCGUCACCGAGCCCCUCAUCGCCGGGCACGGUGCCGAACACGACGCGCGCGUGGACGUGGAGCGGGAGCGUGAGGUCCCGACCCCCGCGCCCCCCGCCGGCAUCACCCGCUCCAAGUCCAAGCACGAGCUGAAGCUGCUGGAGAAAAUCCCUGACAACGCCGAGGCCACCGUGGUGCUCGUGGGCUGCGUGGAGUUCCUGGACCAGCCCACCAUGGCCUUCGUGCGGCUGCAGGAGGCGGUGGAGCUGGACUCGGUGCUGGAGGUGCCCGUCCCCGUGCGCUUCCUCUUCGUGCUGCUGGGUCCUAGCAGCACCCACAUGGAUUACCAUGAGAUCGGGCGCUCCAUCUCCACCCUCAUGUCCGACAAGCAAUUCCACGAGGCCGCCUACCUGGCGGACGACCGGCACGACCUGCUGACGGCCAUCAACGAGUUCCUGGACUGCAGCGUGGUGCUGCCGCCCUCCGAGGUGCAGGGCGAGGAGCUGCUGCGCAGCGUCGCACACUUCCAGCGUGAGAUGCUGAAGAAACGCGAGGAGCAGGAGAGGAGGCUGCUGCUGGAGCCCAAAUCCCCCGAGGAGAAAGCGCUGCUGAAGCUGAAGGUGGCUGAGGAUGAGGAUGAGGACGAUCCCCUGCGGCGCACGGGGCGGCCCUUCGGGGGGCUGAUCCGGGACGUGCGGCGCCGAUACCCCCAUUACCUGAGCGACUUCAGGGACGCCCUGAACCCGCAGUGCAUCGCCGCCGUCAUCUUCAUCUACUUCGCCGCGCUGUCCCCGGCCAUCACCUUCGGGGGGCUGCUGGGGGAGAAGACGCACGACCUGAUCGGGGUGUCAGAGCUGAUCAUCUCCACGUCGCUGCAGGGCGUGCUGUUCUGCCUGCUGGGUGCGCAGCCCCUGCUCGUCAUUGGCUUCUCGGGGCCGCUGCUCGUCUUCGAGGAGGCCUUCUUCACGUUCUGCACGUCCAACGGGCUGGAGUACCUGGUGGGGCGCGUGUGGAUCGGCUUCUGGCUCAUCCUGAUCGUGCUCCUGAUGGUGGCCUGCGAGGGCAGCUUCCUGGUGCGCUUCGUCUCGCGCUUCACCCAGGAGAUCUUUGCCUUCCUCAUCUCCCUCAUCUUCAUCUACGAGACCUUCUCCAAGCUGGGCAAGAUCUUCCAGGAGCACCCCCUGCACGGCUGCGCUCAGCCCAACGGCACCGCGUGGAGCAACGGCACCGCGGCACCCAACGGCACGGCACAGCGCGGGGCCACCAAGGUGACGGGGCAGCCCAACACGGCGCUGCUCUCCCUGGUGCUCAUGGCCGGCACCUUCUUCAUCGCCUUCUUCCUGCGCAAGUUCAAGAACAGCCGCUUCUUCCCUGGACGGAUCCGGCGCCUGAUCGGGGACUUCGGGGUGCCCAUCGCCAUCCUGGUGAUGGUUCUGGUGGACUACAGCAUCCGCGACACCUACACGCAGAAGCUGAGCGUGCCCAGCGGCUUCUCGGUGACGGCCCCCGAUAAGCGGGGCUGGGUGAUCAACCCGCUGGGCGAGAGGAGCGACUUCCCGGUGUGGAUGAUGGUGGCCAGCGGCCUCCCCGCCGUCCUCGUCUUCAUCCUCAUCUUCAUGGAGACGCAGAUCACCACGCUGAUCAUCAGCAAGAAGGAGCGGAUGCUGCAGAAGGGCUCCGGGUUCCACCUCGACCUGCUGCUCAUCGUGGCCAUGGGAGGAUUCUUUGCUCUCUUCGGGCUGCCCUGGCUCGCCGCCGCCACCGUGCGCUCCGUCACGCACGCCAACGCCCUCACCGUCAUGAGCAAGGCGGUGGCACCGGGGGACAAACCCAAGAUCCAGGAGGUGAAGGAGCAGCGCGUCACCGGGCUGCUGGUGGCCGUGCUCGUCGGGCUGUCCAUCGUCAUCGGGGAGCUGCUGCGCCAGAUCCCCCUGGCUGUGCUCUUCGGGAUCUUCCUCUAUAUGGGCGUCACCUCCCUGAACGGCAUCCAGUUCUACGAGCGCCUGCAGCUGCUGCUGAUGCCCCCCAAGCACCACCCCGAUGUCCCCUAUGUCAAAAAGGUCGGAGGGUCCCGGGGCCGUUCCGGGGGUGGGAGAGGCCGUGCCCUGCCCGGGGGGUGCCGGAGCCUCACCCGGGGCUGCAGCGGGUGCAUCCCAUUGGCCUCCUUGGCCACCAGCACACACUGCCGGCCCGUAGUCAGCCUGUGGCAAACUGCUGGUUGA